Molecule: messenger RNA, 3506 nt
Organism: Saccoglossus kowalevskii
Lineage: Eukaryota; Metazoa; Hemichordata; Enteropneusta; Harrimaniidae
Product: scratch-like transcription factor
Biological process (GO): regulation of DNA-templated transcription
Molecular function (GO): RNA polymerase II cis-regulatory region sequence-specific DNA binding; DNA-binding transcription factor activity, RNA polymerase II-specific
Source: RefSeq, marked provisional
GUGUUGCUUACACUCGCGUCCACGUUGUUCUCCAAGCACUCACUAACCAUGCCGCGAUCGUUUCUUGUGAAGAUAACCAAAUCGGAAGAUGCGUCGUCGCACGUCGAAUCCAGGACACAGACUCAGCCAUUAGCGAUGAGCAACCGAUACCUGAACAGUAUUAGUGUCCGUCUAAACAACGGAUAUAUUCACGACCUGAUACCCGUCAGUGAUAUACAGAACAAUAACGAUGUAUCCGACCUGAGCAUCAAGGGGGAAUCUGACGAUAAAAUAGAAGAAUUUAAAAAGAAUAAUUUCAAUGGAGAGCAGACGGUGGUUGCGUACGAUGCGCUUCUCAUAACUGACGGUCGUUCACGGAAAGGUCUUAGAGCAGCUCUUGUCGGCAGCGACGAGCAGAACCGACAACGGUAUAAAUGCAACGAAUGUGGCAAGCACUAUGCGACGUCGUCGAAUUUAUCAAGGCAUAAGCAAACGCACAGAAGUUUGGACAGUAAACUGGCUAAGAAGUGCCCUACGUGCGACAAAGUGUACGUCAGUAUGCCUGCCCUGGCAAUGCACGUGCUCACACACAACCUGAAGCAUCGGUGCAGCAUUUGCACGAAGUCGUUCAGCCGGCCAUGGCUUCUACAAGGACACAUGCGUUCGCACACAGGUGAGAAGCCGUUCGGUUGUGCACAUUGUGGAAAGGCGUUCGCCGAUAGAUCCAACCUGCGGGCACACAUGCAAACGCACUCGGCGUACAAAAACUACGAAUGCAAGAGAUGUAACAAGUCGUUUGCUCUAAAAUCAUACCUGAACAAACAUUACGAAUCUGCGUGUUUCAAAGGUAUGCAACCCCCGUUGUCGCCAUCAUCGUCCACUUCUUCAUUGGACGGUGAUUCCGGACCUUUCUCACCAAUGGAACUCACCCCCAUCAAAGAAGAAAUAGCGACGUAUGCGAUAUAGUUAAUGAUAACGUACAAUAUAUAUAUAUAUACUAAAAAGGCUUUCGAAGAUUUUGUCGGUUCUGAGCAGACACUGUAGUCUACGCUACACUCAUUACAACUGACGUUAGCCGGAUCACGAUAUCGUACCUAUGCACUGCCCAGCCACUAGGAUGAAGAUUGCGUUGGAUUAUCAUUCAUUGUGGCUGAUUUGAAAUGACUUGAAAUGAAAAAUAAUAAUAAUAACAAUUUUAACGAUGUGAAAACCCAUAUUAAUAAGCUGUGACAAGACUGUUGUCGUUAAACGGAAAUGCGACUUGAGACUAGCGCAUGUGUGCGUGGAAAUACGAAGCCUAUGCAUAUAUGAAAAACAGCACACAUACAAAGCACCUUUGAACUAAGGAAGACUGCUACAGAAAACCGCGUCUCCGUCACCUUAAAAUGAUGUACGUAUUCAUUCGAGUAAGUCUACCUCGGACAUCAUUAUCAUUUUGACUCUCGGUAAUGAAGGCAACUGAGCGGUGAAGUCGAGCGAGAGAAAGCUAGUGAUUCCGCAGACUAGAUUGUCUCACUUCUCUUCACGCAAUAAUCUACUCGUUCUUACGUAAAGCGCAGCCUGACUCCUUAUAACCAAGCACAUUGAAAACCCGGAAGAAUUGACGUGGAAGACAUGGUGUAAACAUCCCAAUAUGCCGAAACGAAUGCUCCAUUUUUUUUCACUUACAACGCGAAAGAAAGAGAAAAUACUGAACGCUGCCUCAAUUAGUAAUACUAUUCUUUCAACUCAAACGUUUAGGUUUUGAUAGUCGGGUAACGGAAAAGGAAGACGAAAAUUUGGUGCAAUUUGAUGCAAUUUGUGAACGACGAGAGCAUUAUGCGUCCCACCCCUGACUGUGACGGGAAAGACGUGAAAUAGGGGGGAUAAAGGGGCGAGUCAUUUUCAUUAUUAAGAAGCAAACACAUUACCUCUCAUAUGUAUUGUGUUCACUAAUGGGACAGAGUUUCCGAUAACUAAGACCAAUCCACACAGACCUCCAUUUAAUAACAUUUGCAAUAACUUCAAUUAUUUGAACCCCAACUGUUGUCUUUUAUUCGUAGAUAACGUGUGAUAUUUCUCAAUUUCAGAAACAACAAAAAUCAUUAAUAUAACUAAGACGAGAACUAGUUUAGAUUCAUCACGAUUUGUUAUUAUAACAGCGCAGUGGCGGCGAAUCCUUGAGUGGGUUGUGUACCGCCGCACUACCAUGAAGCAACAGAUAUGAAGUCAGCCAUAGUUAAAUGUGACAUUUGACACGCGAAAAAAAUAUGAAAACCCCCACGAAAAGCUUUGUUACUGUGUUUCAUUGUGUGCGUCAAAGAAUUAAACUCACGACGGAUCUAUAAGUACGGCUUGGUGUAAUUUGAAUCUAACACAGUGCCGCCGCAUAAUUUUCGCCAGUGCAGAACGUCGACGUACAACAACAACAACGUUACAAUGAAAUCAACAACUAGUUGCUUCAAUGGAUUUUGCAAUAUCUUCUUUGAAUGAACGUACUAAUUAUUAGGAAACGACAAGUAAUGUGAUGUCAGAAACAUUGAUUUUGUUAUUUUAAUUUUAACUGAUGCAAUUAUAUCCGUUUGGCGAUGGAGAGACGAAUACGAAAACGAAAAGCCGUGACAGACGGGCAGGGAAGGCUCAUAUUGGCAUGCGUACAGUUGACGUUGAUAUUUUUAAAAGAAGUAGCCUAAGUUGUGAAACCGCCUCCGUCUCAUUUAACCGAUCGGCAGUAUUAUGGGUGACGCGUGCCGAUUACAAUGCGCUAACAAUAUCUAUGAACAGUCAAUCCAUUGUAAAUCGGAGGGGAGAAAGCGAUGCGACAGAGAGGGGCGUUCAAACGACAAAAAAAGCAAUACUCCGCAUUUUAGCAUGUCUUUCAAUGCAGGUGUCUGACUCUUAUUAUGCACGGGAAAAUAGUACUAUAUUUUUGUAAAAAUUACUAUAAACAAACGGGUUGGGUGGUUUCCAGAAGCUUGGUUUUCGAUGCAACUUUUACGCCCCUCCGUGGUGAGAGAGCUUCUCCUUUGUAGUGUUCUGUGAUGGUGCGGAUACCGAGUACUAAUAAACCACGUAGUUUGUAUAUACAUAUGAUUUAUGUGGUUCAAGUUCAACUGUAAUUUUUGUUGUCUUAUUACAUAUACAAACGAUGGUGUUUUUGUUCAUUUGUUUGUUACUUGCAAUUUUCCAUGUAGAAGUGUUGUAAUAUUUGUUUGAAUGUAAAUAGUGUUUAUUUAUAUACAACAAAUUAAUUUAUUAACGCGAUAACAUAUAUAUAUAUCCUGCCUGAAUAUAACCUAAACCACCAUUCCCCUCACAAUGAGGCUCAUUUCCCAGGAUGGCUGACAAACUCGGGGAAAAAAUGACAAUAAAUUAAUCAACGGUGAUUUCCAGUUUCGGUCGUGGUCAUAAUUUGGCAGGAUAUAUUAUUUUACGUCGAAGGCAUUAACCUUAAGUUAUGUAACUUGUUUUAAAAAUACAAAAGACUUAUUAUAAUGAAUUACAGAGAAACACGACUUUGUAAAAAAAAAAAAAAAAAAAAAAAAAAA